UUUGCCUCGGACAUCAACAGAGCAAUCUCUGACGAAAAAGCACAGUGACACGAAAAGAAAUACUAAGAAACAACUUCGCUGCUUUGGGAAUUUGUUCUUUGUGGAGCGUCUUGCUAGGUUCACCCCUAUUAACGUUUUGUAAACCGUAGAGGUGUGUAAUAAAGCAUAGCGAAAGCGCAUCAUGGUGUGUGUGUGUGUGCAUAAAAGUUUUAAAAAGUAUGGCAAACUAUGGUAACUAUUAUAAUCACGGUAACUAUGGUAACAAUUACAAAUGCAAUUAUGUAUUUCACUCUGAAAAUGUCCUUUCUAAAGUAGGCCCCAGGGUAUUGGAUUAAGGACAACUAUGCGUGUUAAAGCUGACGGCGGUGUUCAGAUUUGGACUUGCAUAUCCCUGACUGAGAACAAGAACAGUGAGCAUGAUGCCUGUUUUAUGCUCUUCCAAUACCCGAUCAAAUUGUCAAUCGAAUAGCUGGUAUCUUAUACGUCCAUCGAUAAACAAUACGCCCAGUGAUCUUCAAGGAAUGGAUUUCUAUAUCUUGUCUCAGUCUGUUGUGUUCCAGCUGUGUGCUCCUCGAAACUUAAUAACUUAAUAAUCUAUCGCAUGACUUUCCUGCCUGAAUUAUAAAUGGCGAUUUUAAAAGACAUCAAGUAAAGGAAAGCGAUACGAAAAUGUCGACUCUUCAUUCAUUUGAACGGGCCACCGGAUUUAUUUUAGCCAUGAAAGAUUUCUUUUUUUUAUUAUUAUUAUUAACUCUGUAGAAGCAAAACGGAACAUUAAAAUGUUGGUUUCUGUUUUGAAAGAAUGUUCCAGCACUGCACCCGAAUAUAAAGUGUUGAAGCCCCACCUAAUGGACACUAAGGAGAAAGACGGGAGGGGGCGCAAACUCCUAUUAGCUAACUGCAGUCGGGCUACUGCAACACCUCACGAAUUGAUUAAUCUGCAGCAUUCUUGAAGAGGACAUUUCUGGAAUCAAAACUCCAGUACAAGAAUCUGGCAGUGAGGGAGUGCAUCGUGUCAGUGUUGAAUUGGAGAUGAAAGUCAUCCAAGACGAGAUGGACAGAAGCACACCCAGCCAACCUUUAGCACGCACUGCGGUACACUCAGGCGAAGAAGACUCAGGCGAAGAAGACUCAGGCGAAGCUCCCAGUUCCCCUGAUUCCAUUGCUGACCCCCAACUGGAAUACCCAGCCCAAGAAGGGCACCCUGCUUUGGACACCGCAUUGACCCCAAGUGAGGAAGAUGUUGGAGCCCCAACUCCGGGUUCUGGAGAUGUUCCUGCUGUAUCUUGGAGCUUGGACCAAGGCCUGGUUCCUACUGCUGAUUCUGAUGAUAAAAAGAAGGAGAAAAAAGAAAAGAACCACCUUCAGAAGAAGUCCAAGGCCAAGAAGAUGAAGAAAAAUAAACCGUCUCCAGCGAAGGCUUCAUCAGAUCUCGGCUGGGAUAUCACGAAGGUGCUGAGACCUUGGUGGUUGAUAGUUGUCCUGAUAGUUAUACUGCUAGGCGUGCACUCUGCUGAUGCUACCAAUACACCCUCUCUGGUCUGUAUUGGGCAAACGGCAGCCCUGGAGUUUAACAAGCAGGGCCCUGUAAAAGGACCUUGCACUGUGUACAAAGGAAAUUUGCGGAACGCCAAGCUGGUUUACAAAAAUGAGAUUGUAUCUGACUGUCCUCCAAAACCAUACGUCCUCCCGGGUGAUCAAAGCUACUUAUUCUGCAAAGCGGACAACAGAACAGCCCUGCUUCUGGUGUUAAAUGUUACAUUGGAGCACAACAGCAAAUUCACAGUUGAAUUUAUAACUCAAAAUGGCAGCUCAGGCUUCAUGGAAACCAGCCUGCAAGUCAAUAGCACUGAUUGCCCUUCAAAAACGACAAAUACGGAGUCUCACAACGAUACGAACACAGCAAGCAACCCCAGUGCCAGCAUCCUAAUUAUUCUUUUUUCCGUGUUUGGAGUUUGGAGUCUCUUUGCUAUUCUUGUGGCUGCGUACUGUUUUUGCAAAAGAAGGUCCAAUAGAAACCAAGAAAACAUAGAAUUAGGUGAAGUGGCCUCUAGUGGAUCGGAUGAGCGUGACCAGCCACCUGUAACUGGAAAUGGAUACCAACCAGUAGCAAGGAGAGACACUGCAGGAUCUCCUGAGGAUCGGCCUGCAGCUGACUGAAGAUGUACUCCACAUCCCGAAGCUGUGGGCCAAUUACUCUUCACAGCUAUCUGUUCAAUGCAUUAACUUCAUUAGCUAUAACAGUUCACCUUCUGUGGCAUGCUUGGCUUUGCUUAUUUAUAUUCAUUAAACAUAGAAAAAUGUACCCAUUAAAACUAGCAGGCAGGCUUUUAUAUUGUAUUCACUAAUUAUUUUAAAGAGAGCCUUACAUUUUUGUUAAUAUCUUGCGCCUAUAGCUGUAGUUCUACUUCAAUUUUAUUUGCUCACUAAUGGCUAUUUUCAUGUAUCUUGAAUUAAUAAUUAUGUUAUGUUAUUAAAGUUGCACACAAUUGA
Polyodon spathula (Mississippi paddlefish) is the source of this 2493-nucleotide messenger RNA. RefSeq lists its product as uncharacterized. NCBI's taxonomy places the organism in Eukaryota, Metazoa, Chordata, Actinopteri, Acipenseriformes, Polyodontidae. The coding region runs from base 1033 to 2160 and encodes 375 amino acids. The transcript is spliced from 8 exons. The record is from RefSeq and is a predicted model, not a curated record.